Molecule: messenger RNA, 2643 nt
Organism: Adineta ricciae
Lineage: Eukaryota; Metazoa; Rotifera; Eurotatoria; Adinetida; Adinetidae
Source: the annotation of a GenBank genome assembly
AUGAAGAAAACACAGCUUGGUUCACGUGAUUUACUAGCCAACGGUGGUGGUUGUCCUGUUGAAGUGUUCUGCCGAUUACGACCACCGAAAGACUCAAAUAAUGAUCAGCAACAAACAGAGAACUCAUCGUCAUGCAUCAAAGUAGCGAGUUCAACAGAAUUAGUUCUCUAUUCAUCUGAAAAUGCGAAGAGUGGAGCCAUUCGAGAAUCCCGUUAUGAAUUCAGUCAUAUUCUUACAGAUAAUGUUUCUCAAUUAGCCGCGUUCAAAGAACUAGCAUUGCCUUUACUGGAUGACCUGAUACAAGGAAAAAAUAGUGUCCUAUUUACAUAUGGAAUCACCGGUUCCGGCAAAACUUACACAAUGAUGGGACCAUUGAAUAAUCCCGGUCUGAUUCCACGCUCAUUCGAUGUCGUUUUCAAUUCAAUUGGAUCUUAUCUUGGCAAAAAAUAUCUUCUACGCUCUGAUCGACAAAACAGUUACGAAAUUCAAAGCGAAGCCGAUAUUUUACUUGAACGUCAACGUCGAGAGAUUCAAGUGAUCAGAAAUGGAAACAAUCAACGUGCCAAAGUUGCUGAAACGUACAACACUCGUACAUUAGAUUCCACGGCAUUGCAUAAUCCACAACUCAAUGGAAAUUCAUCUUAUUUUGUCUUUGUUACCUUUGUUGAGAUUUAUAAUAAUUACAUUUACGAUUUGUUUGAUGACGAUAUUCUCAACAAAGCACCACAAUCAAAACAGCUGCGUGAAGAUAAUCGUGGUCGACCAUAUAUCAGGGAUGUGAAAGAAAUCGAAGUUCGAUCGAGUGAAGAGGCCAUCGAGUUGUUGAAUAUGGGUUUGAAACGACGUCGAAUUGCACAUACACAACUCAACACAGAGUCAAGUCGUUCACACAGUGUUCUUUCAAUGCGUCUUGUACAGUUUCAAAAUGAUAUUCCACCAACAUCACUCACAAAAGAUGAUUUAACUAUCAGUACAAUUCAUUUGGUCGAUCUCGCUGGUAGUGAACGUGUUAAUCGAGCGAAGACAGUUGGUGAACGAGUGAAAGAAGCAGGCAACAUCAAUUCAUCACUGAUGGUUCUUCGACAAUGUUUUGAAACUCUUCGAGAAAAUCAAUCACAAGGAAUCAGCAAGAUGGUUCCAUAUCGUGAAUCGAAGUUGACAUCGUUUUUCAAAAGCUACUUUGAUGGUGAAGGUCGCAUUCGAAUGAUCCUUUGUGUGAAUCCAACUGUCGAUGGAUAUGAAGAAAUUCAACAUGCAUUGAAGUUCGGUGAAUUGACAAAAGACGUGAUGGUGCCACGUUCUUUACCUCCUCCACCGCCACCACCAGUUCUACCUAAAUCAAAUCGCACUCCAACGGCUGGUGUUGUCCUUCGUGACAUUGACAAUCAACAACAGUCGAAUGCACAGCCAAUUCUUUUCACUGAGUUCAAUGCUCAAGCGUUGAUCUCUCCAUUUCCACCACUCGAAUAUUCUUUGCUGGAUGGAGUUGGUGAUGAUGAGUCGAUUUCGGUUCUUCAAGAACAUCUCCGCCGACGGAUGGAAGAACGACAACGAUUGAAUAUGCUCAUCCAAGAACAGCAAGAAUUUUUGCGCAAGUUUACUCUUGAAUUAGUGUCAGACUACGAUUCGACCAUGUCGAACCAAGAUGAUCUGUCCAAAGAAAAUGAUCAGCAAACAAAAACCAUUCGUCAUCUCCAAACACGUAUUAAACUAUUGGAAAAGUCACAAAAUGAUUUGUUGAAAACAACAAAUCAAACUGAGCGUGAAAACAAAGCAUUGAAGUUACAAAUUGAAGAACGAAAUAAUGAAAUCAAAGCAUUAAAAACCGAACGACGGAAGGAUAAGAAUGAUUUCGAAAACAAAAUGAAAAUCAAACUCAACGAACUUGAACAACAAUAUAUGAAUGAAAUCAGAACUAAGGACAUUCGAAUGCGUGAACUUGGUCGACAACACGACGAUAAACUAAACAUUAUCCGAUCGAUGGCAACAAACAAUGGUUGUUCGAAUGAACAAUUCGUGAUUCCUGUCAAUCAAUCAUCAACACCAAAUGCAGCUGAUAAUGUUUAUCAAAAUCAAGGACAACAGUAUCAUCGAGUUGAAAUGAUCAUCUCUCAGAAUUGCAAUACACCAGUGGAACGCCCUAAUCCUCAUACACCAAAUACUGAACCAAUGCACAUUGACAAUAGCCAUACACAUGCAGUUGUUGCUCAUCCUCGACAGCAACAUCGUCGAUCACGAUCUUUGAGUGAAGUUUGGCUGGAACAUCGACCACAAGGAACAGUUCCAACAGAAACUCUUCUUCAACCAAAGUUUCACAAAAAAGUGUGCACACAAAAAGCACCGGCGAAAGAUGAAAUCAUCCGAACAACGAAAUACGUGUUGACACAUCAGAAUCUUGAUGCACAAGGUGAAAUUGUCACUGACUUCGUCAAGGGUGAUGUUCUUCCAUCAAGUACUGGUGGAGUGAAUGUGAUUUUCAAUGAUGUUGAGCGACUGACAUGUACAUCACCACCAGAUCCAUUGAUAUUGCACAAACGAUGUCAAAGUGAAGAACGAGUUCUUCGAGAAGUAAUAUCAACGAAUACACCAUCUCCUUCGUCUCGUCAGGGUCCAGCUGUAGCACCCAAACGAUUUCGUAUGUGA